AGCCGACGUUGUUUUCCUUCGCUUCCAGGCACCAUGCCCUCCCUCGUGAUGCCGUCUUUUCGGUGGGCUUCCCUUUGCCCACGGGCUUACAUCCUACGAUGACCAUUUCCCUAUCGCCCGCCGCGCUGCAGCCCCCGGACGCAACCUGUGCCCUGCAUACGUAUCUCACGCUGCCGUCCUACCUCUUCGGCGACAAGUACCAGCUGGGCACCGAGGAUCCGCUGUUCUUGGAUUCGCACCACCUGGUCAAGUUGCAGUCCGUGACGGGCGAGACGGACCUCGAGGCGCCGGACUGGUCCGUGUCUCAGUGGGGUUCGAAUUGGCUGCUCGAGGUGGCUACGCCCCCUGAGGAUCAGACUCCCGAAGAAUGGAACGUGACCAUUCCGCUUCAUUUGCGUUACUUGGCCCCGUCGGAAAGUGGUUAUCGCUCGGUCGAGGUCCCCUGGCCGGUGGUGUUCUGGGCGUGUGCCGCCAGUGAAGAGUCCAAGAUGCAUUUAAACCCCUUCGACCGUGUGGGCCUCGGAUGGGAGAGGCUUUUUGCGCCCCAGACCAUAUUUUACCAGGUGAAUCCAGCUGCAGAACAGGGUCGGCUGGUUGAGGAGAUCAGCGUGCCCGUGCUGAAGGAGAACGGCCUCUUCAACAGCAGGACCAUUGAAUUUGGCACAGUACUCGCCAUUGUCCUAGGUUCGCUUUGGGUGCUGUGGAAACUCGGCGCCGUAAUGCGGAGCUCUGGCGCCCGCACAAGGAUAGAGAGCCAGAAGAAGUCCCAGUGAUUCGUUUGCCUUGCAGGAAACCCCAGCGCUCUUUCGAGAGACUAUAACCGGUUGUAUAUCCAUCAUCGUUCUCAAUCUGAUCGCUUUAUUUCUCCGU
This is a messenger RNA of Aspergillus brunneoviolaceus CBS 621.78, 870 nucleotides long. RefSeq lists its product as uncharacterized. The record is from RefSeq and is a predicted model, not a curated record. The coding region runs from base 99 to 773 and encodes 224 amino acids. Gene Ontology annotation, cellular component: endoplasmic reticulum membrane; glycosylphosphatidylinositol-mannosyltransferase I complex. Gene Ontology annotation, molecular function: mannosyltransferase activity. Lineage: Eukaryota; Fungi; Ascomycota; Eurotiomycetes; Eurotiales; Aspergillaceae. Gene Ontology annotation, biological process: protein processing; GPI anchor biosynthetic process. The transcript has a single exon.